This is a messenger RNA of Bufo gargarizans (Asiatic toad), 5082 nucleotides long. It is a transcript of the gene FBXL12, whose product is annotated as F-box and leucine rich repeat protein 12. The record is from RefSeq and is a predicted model, not a curated record. Bases 272 to 1279 code for a protein of 335 amino acids. Gene Ontology annotation, biological process: SCF-dependent proteasomal ubiquitin-dependent protein catabolic process. The transcript is spliced from 4 exons. Gene Ontology annotation, cellular component: SCF ubiquitin ligase complex. Gene Ontology annotation, molecular function: protein binding. NCBI's taxonomy places the organism in Eukaryota, Metazoa, Chordata, Amphibia, Anura, Bufonidae.
UAGGCGCUCUGCCCAGCUACGGAGCUGUUCUCUAUGGUCCCCGUUGACAGCCAGUGAGGGCGGAAGUGCGCAGUGUCCAUGGAGAUGGUGAAGAUGUCGGCUGCGGGGUAUUGUGGUGAGACCUCCAACGGCCUAUCUGUGACCACCAGCCUGUCGUGGCUGCCGGACAGCGUGCUCCUGGAGGUGCUCAGCUUCCUGUCAGUGCGGGAUCUCAUCCGUAGCGGCCGGCUGUGGGUUCUUCUGCCCAGAUGUGUUCCCUUGCCUGACUCUAAUGCAGCGUAACAGGAAAAGAAGUGUCUACAUCCUCUUGGGACCCAGGUGGAAGAGCCCACAGCCCACGCGAAUACAGCAGAAUCGGCAGCAUCAGCAGUACAAAGUAGGGGUCUGCAAAAGGUGGAAGAGGCUGGUGCUGGACAAGUCCUUAUGGAGAUAUGUCGAUCUGACUCCAUACAAGCUGAAUUCAAAGAUCUUGUGGCAUCUGUUGAGGCAUUGGAUUGGAACCAGCCUGCAAACCUUCAAACUAAAGGGUCUCUUAAAUUCAGUGAAGAAACAGGAGUUCCUUACUCCAGCUAUUCUUCAGGUCCUGGAAAAGCGUUACCCUAGCCUGGAACACCUCCACCUCCAGGAAACAAACCUCCGCUCCCUUAGCUAUGACUGUUUACCGUCCACCUUGAAGACGCUCGAGCUGUCAGAAUGCGAGAUCCCUCUAACCUGGUUCAAAUCUUCCACCAGUAAAACCAAAGGUUUCCUAAAACUGGAGAAUCUCGUUCUGAACAAAGUGUCUUCUUUCUCCAACCAUCACUUGGAGACCAUUUGCAGUCAGUCGAGCCUAAAGACCCUCUGCCUGUGUGGCACCUACAGAGUUAAUGACAUUGGGAUUCAGAAAGCUGUUCCUUACCUUAAAGGAUUAGAGCACUUCAAGUUGAAAGAAUGCAACAUAACCAAUAUCACCCUGCACUUAAUCGGCUGUCACUUGAAGAAUCUCCGGACCUUAGCUCUCCUAGGGUUUCGCGAGUUCACUGAUACAGGACUUCGCUGUGUAUCUGGUGUUAAGACACUGGAGAAGCUGUGGUUAGACGACUGCUUUGGCUUCUCUUCCAGGACUAUCAUUGCUGUUUGUGUCAGCCUUCCUGUUCUAAACUGUCUGGGCCUCAACGAGAUGUUUUUCGAAUGCCAAGGAAUAGAUAAAAUACGGAAAAGUCUCCCACACUGUAUAGUUACCAAUGCUUUCUCCAAUAUGGAUAAUGUACCCAAAAAUGGCUCAACUGGCAUAGUUUAGAAGGUCUCAGAGCUUUGCUCCGAUCUUCUUUACUACCGGUGUAAUACAGGACAAUGGCGGUAGGUGCCUAUAGCUGCUUCUCUCCUCCAUCUUCUGUGCACAUAUUACUUUCUCUAUCAUGUAAACCUUCCUGUAUGAGAUACAUACAGAAAUAUAUUCUGAAAUGCUGUGCAUGGUCUAAUGGGAGUUUUAGAUGUUGGUCUAGGCCUUUUUUUUAUCUCAUGAGUACCGUCUGUGUUGGAAACCCCUUAAAUUUUGUUCCUGGGACAACUUCUUUGGUCCCUGGGAAAAUUUUAGCCAGGCCAAGGAGCCAGGAACGACAUCAUGUAGAGCUGAAUUGAUACAACAUGGCUUAGGAGAGAUUGACUCACACUUAAAAGGAAAGCAACCAGCAGGGAACAUGAGUCUGGUCUGAGACUAUCCAUUUAGUAGUUACAGCUUAUUGGUACAAAAUUGUUUCCUGAGUCCUAAUACCUGGAAACAUCAAUAGUCGUUGCAGGCAUCCUCCACUUGAGCAGUAGUCUCCGUAGACCCUCUUUAUGCCCAGUGUUUCCAGCAGUCCCCUUAUUUCUCCAGUAGCCACACCAGGACUCUCGCCAUCCGCGAUCUCUCCGCGAUUGCUGCCUUCUCCUGUAUGUAGGUUCCUGUAUUUGUGUCUUUGGCUUAGAUAAGGUCUACACAUCGAGCCAUCAAAGCAGCUCUCUGACAGAUUCAUUGUGAAGCAGAAAGCAACAGUCUGUUUGUUUAAAACUGUAGAGUUCAAUAAAAAAUAAAAAAAAGACCAAUUGAAGAUAAAUAUUUGUAGCACAAUGGGUAGAACAUAGUAAUAAAAAAAUUCCCCCAAAGGUGUUCAUAGCCCUUUAAAGCAGCUCUCUGAUGGAUUCAAAGUGAAGUAGCAGUCUGAGAAAGUGAAAGCUGCAGAGGAAAAACUGUUGAAAAUUUUUGAUAAAGACCAAUUGAAAAAAUGUUUUUUAACCUAAAAUAAAUAGAAGGCAAUGAUAAAAAAAAAAAAAAAAAAAGUUGUCCCUGAAGGUGUCCAUAGCCUUUAAAUAAUCAGUAAAAAAACAAACAAAAAAACACUGCAACACAGAAACAUGUAGAACAUACGACAAACAUUUGUAAUGCUCUUUUCUUACACAAGGGACUCAAAAGAGCAGGGUUGGUUAUGGAGCAGAAGAGUCUCUGGCUGCCAUAUAGUUGUUCAUCCCCAAAACCAAUUUACACUCUACUCAUUUUAACUAGGUUUUUUGAGAUUUAUGCCACAACAAGUGGCAUAAAACAACCAAGAACCAGUACUUGCCCAUUAAAUCCCCCUCCCAUUCGGCAUUACUGCUCUCGUGGUCCCUACCAGUCUGUUUACUUUGCUGCAGGGACAAUGUGCCUCUAUUCCCACAUGACUGCUGCAGCCAAUCACUGACCUCGGUGGUGUACACUGCUGAGGCCAGUGACUGGCUGUAGUGGUCACGUUGAUAAAUGGAGAAGUCCGAUGGUAAGCUUAUUCUUCGCAAUUAAGUGAUGCCGCCAUGUUGCUGCUUCUCACGAACUGGAGACCCCAAGAAAAAUCCAGUUUAAAAAAACUUUUGUGUUCCACUGUCCCCAGGAAAAAAAAAAUCUUCACUUUUUGCACAGCUAGUGAAUGCCGAAUGGUCGGACGUUAGUCAAACUCUGCACAUAAUCCUGGCCAUAUACUACCCCUCAAUCGUAAUCUAACAAUGUGGUCAUGUUACUGAAAUUCUAUUGAAUAUAAAUAUAAAUUUCAUGUGUAGUGUAGGGCUUCCUGCAGCCUACCAGAACCUUUGAUGAAAAUUUUGCAUCUCGUGAACUCUCCUUCCAUGCAGAUAUUAGUCUUUCAUCUGGACAUGUCUGGUACUAUAAAUUCAGUCCCACUCUGCCUGCUUAAAAAAAAUUAAAGGAUCCCUUUGUUCCGCUGAUUAGCAGGUUCCUAGGAGUAGGACCUCCACUGAUCGAGUGUUAAUGUCCUGUCUUUUGGAUAAGCCAUUGAUAUGAAAGUCAUGGAAAAGGACAAUUGGUGGGACUCCCUCUACGGUUACACAGAUGACCUCUGGUCAUGUAUGGAAUUUGUAGAAGCAGGAUCUAGUCUCCUUUUACUAUAGUAGAAGAUAAAUCAAAGGUAUGAUGACCCUCAAGUCUCAUGUACAUGACUGGACUACAAAGCCAUAGGCACUCUAUGUGCCAGUAUGUGGGGCCUCUGUAAAGUGUCCUAUACGGGUAUCCAGUGGAGCAUGCCAAGUUUUAUUUUCCUGUCAGAUUCGUAUGGGACCAGACAGAAAAUGAUUCCGUAUGCUCCCAUAUGAAAUUAGCCAUGGAGAGGUACUGUAGGGCCCUAUAGAAUUUAGAUAUUUUUUUGGGGCACCAUAUUAUGAAGCCAUAAUACAAUAGCAUGAAUGAGGUCUAAAGAUGAUAGAUUAUGGUUUUCUUCUUGGUUAUGGUAUAUACCAAGUGAUGACCUGGCACAUGGUGCGUCUGUAUUUCAUACCCAUCAAGGGUGUGCCAUCUGUUUCUUCUGCUUGUUUGUGAUACGUGUAAGGUUUGUCUUAUAUUUAUUGUGUAUGUAUUAUUUUUGGAUAAUAUAAUGCUAUUUAGCACCUGCUAGAAACACUGUGGUGGUAACCAUCAGCGUCCCCAAGUAUGUCGUGCUGACUUAAUUUAACUUUCUAGCCUGGCAUAUGGUGGCUUGCGUUUAGAGAAACCAAACUAAUGCACUUUCAUGUGAUUUCCCCCCCCCCUCGCAUUUUUAAUGGGUGCAAAAUCAUCUAGUAUAUAAAUGAGCUUUUUCAAAGAUGCGUAUAAAGAAGACAUUUCCAAAAUGGAUUAGCGGUGAAAAUCUUUUGUCAGGGUUGGUUUAGACAGAGGACUUUGGGAGCAGGUUUUAGCACGGAUUUGGUGACGAAAACCGGGCCAAAUCUGCUCUGAAACUAUCUCCCAUCCUCCUGUGGCCGAGAGUUUUUGUCGCACAGUUUGUACAGGUCCAUUUUUGGUGUGGUUAUCAUGCGGACCCCUCAUGAAGACUCAGCAGGAGCCUGCUCACAGUUUAGCUCAGUUCAAUGGAGUUAAACUUAGAGCGUGUCCGCAUGAAAACCCAAGGCACACACCACAGCACAGCAGUUUUUGUCAUGGGACAUGCAGAGAAUUAUGUUGUGGAGAAAAUCCUCCAUGUAAACCUACCCUCAAAGUAGGCAAGGCUGUGGAUUCUGUACCAACUCCGACUCCAGCUUAAAAAAUGUAUUCUCUUUUAUUAAUAUUGUACAAUUUAUUUAUUAACUUUCAUAUAACUUUAGAAACGUUUGGAAAUGUUAGUCAUAAUUUAUAUUUUUGUUCUGUCAAUCUAAGGCCCUUAUUUAUAAAAAAAAAACAUAAGAAAAAUCAGUUCUCACCACCUGCCGUCACCUCUCCUGUGUUCUCUCCUGCCCAUGUACUAUAAACAGUGAUAAGCAGGGUGUUCUAUUGGGGAUAGAUAAUCAGUUCUCACCUCUCCUGUGUACAAACCUGUCCUUGUACUAUAUACAGUGAGAAGCAGGGUGUUCUAUUGGGGAUAGAUAAUCAGUUCUCACCUCUCCUGUGUACAAACCUGUCCUUGUACUAUAUACAGUGAGAAGCAGGGUGUUCUAUUGGGGAUAGAUAAUCAGUUCUCACCUCUCCUGUGUACAAACCUGGCCCUUAUACAGUGAAGAACAGAAGUAUUUGAACACCCUGCGUUUUUGCAAGUUCUCCCACUUAGAAAUCAUGGAGGGGUCUGAAAUUCACAUUGUAGGUGCAUUCCCACUCUGAAAGACUGAAUUAAA